Molecule: messenger RNA, 1452 nt
Organism: Fusarium keratoplasticum
Lineage: Eukaryota; Fungi; Ascomycota; Sordariomycetes; Hypocreales; Nectriaceae
Product: Aa-trans domain-containing protein
Exons: 1
Coding region: 1-1452 (483 amino acids)
Biological process (GO): amino acid transmembrane transport
Cellular component (GO): vacuolar membrane
Molecular function (GO): amino acid transmembrane transporter activity
Source: RefSeq, a predicted model, not a curated record
AUGCAUGCCUCCGAGAACCUUGAAACAAAGGCCGUCGUCGACGCCCGCAAAGAUAAGGAUGGUACCUCCAUGGGCGAGAAGCUCAGCAACAACACCGACACUCCUGGCACUCACGACUUUGAAGCCGGCAAGCAUGAGGAGGCCAGCGGCGGCAUCUUUGACGGCGGAAACGGACAGUCUUUCCGUAACAUGGGCCGUUGGGAUGCCCUCUUUGCUCUUCUGUGCAACCAGUUUGGCCUAGGUGUUCUAGGCCUCCCCGGUGCCGUGCGAGAUCUGGGUGUUAUCCCCGGCAUUAUCGCCAUUAUCCUAAUCGGCUGCCUUUCUGGAUAUGCUGGUUAUGAACUGCUCCAAUUCCACGCCCGCUAUCCUCACUGCGUCAAUGUAAUUGACAUGGUGCGAGUCAUGGGUGGACGUCCCUGGGAGAUUAUCGCAGCCAUUGGCCUUGUUAUCCAACUCCUCAUGACUUGUGCCUCUACCGCCGUCACGCUCUCAGUCGCCCUCAACACCCUGAGUGAGCAUGGAACAUGCACUGUUGGCUUCAUCGGCAUCGCCUGCAUCGCGUGUUUCCUGCUCUGCGUACCCCGAACGGCCAAGUUCAUCGCCUACAGCGGUGUCCCGACCGUCAUCAGCAUCCUCGUUGCGGCCUUGGUUGUCAUGAUCAGCCUCGGAGUCUCAGACCCUGCAAAGGCGCCUGACGGUUGGGACGCCAAGAUCACUGUCGUCGCUUCUCCCAGCUUCCGGACCAUCUUCAACGCCUGUCUCAAAAUUAUCUUUGCCUUUGCCGGCAACAUCACUUUCCCUUCUUUCAUGGCUGAAAUGAGAAACCCAGUGAGGGACUUCCCCUAUGCCCUCAGUGGUCUCAUCACCAUUUCCAUCACCUUCUACCUGACCCUGGCCAUUGCCAUCUACUGCCUCGCUGGCGAGUACACCACCUCUCCUGCGCUGGGUUCUGCUCCCAUUAUUCCGGCCAAGGUUGCCUACGGCAUUGUCAUCCCCGCUGUCAUGACCGCCGGCCUUGCAAACGGCCACAUCGGCAUCAAGUACUUCUUCGUGCAGAUCCUCCGCUGGCUCAAGAGAACCGACCAGGUCACGAGCAACUCUUCCUUUGCCUGGGGUCUCUGGAUCGGCUGCGCGACUGUCUUUUGGGUUCUGUCCUUCCUCAUCUCCAACGUUAUUCCCAUCUUUGACUCUAUCCUGUCCAUCAGCUCGGCCACCACCUAUGCCUGGUUCACCUACGGCAUCUCUGCCCUUCUGUGGUUCCACUUGAACAAGGGCCGCUACUUUAGCGGAUGGAAGCAGAUCACCUUUACUCUUGUCAAUGUCUUCCUCGUUGGUUUCUCUCUGCUCCUCAACGGCGCCGGUCUUUGGUCUUCGAUAACCGAGAUGCUUGACCUUUUCAAGGCAGGCGGAGUCCGUGGAGUCUUUGACUGUGGUGACAAUGCCAUCUUCUAA